Aspergillus pseudotamarii is the source of this 979-nucleotide messenger RNA. Its product is annotated as Ribonuclease/ribotoxin. The transcript is spliced from 2 exons. Bases 1 to 567 code for a protein of 188 amino acids. Gene Ontology annotation, molecular function: RNA binding; RNA nuclease activity. The record is from RefSeq and is a predicted model, not a curated record. Lineage: Eukaryota; Fungi; Ascomycota; Eurotiomycetes; Eurotiales; Aspergillaceae.
AUGCCUUCCUUCUUUCACUCCGUUGCUAUCAAUGCCCUUCUGGCUGUUGCCAUACUGGGUGAGGUUGCCAGUGCCUAUCCUCAGCUUGCAGUCGCCGAUGUGAGCGUCCCCUCGGAGAGAUCCACCACACCGAUCAUGUUUUACGAGGAACGCGAUGGCAACAUCGUGAAGCGUUCCAAAACAUUGAAAAUCGGUGCAAAGCCCGAAAAGGCCCAUACCUGUCCCAAGACCAAUCGCUACGGAAACCCGGUUGAAUACUCGUCGGGGCAGCUUCAGAAGGCCUUCAUCCAGGCAGCACAGUAUGCCAACGAUGGUAAACAAAUCGGAGCCAGAAAAUACCCGCAUUAUUUUGGCAAUAAUGAGAAAUUGCCCUUUGACUGUGGAAAGAAGAAGAUGGAAUUUCCUCUUGAUAAGGACAGUCCUGGUAAUGUUUAUGGCGGGCAAGCUGUGACGGAUCUCCCAGACCGUAUUGUAUUCGAGGUCAAGGAAGAAAAGAAGGAAACGCGUGUCAGGUUCUGCGGAGUGAUGCGCCAUGGGAAUGAUGGAGACUUUCUCAAUUGCCCGUAGAGCUGAUCGAGGAAUCUAAAGAACAUUCCCGAAUUGGCCAUGAAACUUAGCGGGGUACGAAGAGAUACUUGUCUAUAGAUUAAGCCAAGCAAAGAGAUUCUAAUAUACUAUUGUUAGUUAGAUUGCUCUUCUCGUUGAAUUAGAUAGGGUUUGGACUACACAAACAGAAUGCGCUGGUCACAGUGACUGCUGACUCUGCUUCACACGCACUCAUCCUCAAACGCCCCUUUUCUCAUCUGGCUGACAACGACUGACUGUUAACCGCACUUAGGCGAUACACCGUGAGGGUAGUAGUAUUCGGAUGGCAGACCACCAACGAAUGCAUUCUGGUGUAUGUUUGAAUUUUAUCCGGAUGUUGCCCGAUUCUAGGUCUGAUCCUAGCACUUGUCUUUUGUCCGAUAUUUGAAUAACC